Suillus plorans is the source of this 1023-nucleotide messenger RNA. RefSeq lists its product as uncharacterized. The coding region runs from base 1 to 1023 and encodes 340 amino acids. The record is from RefSeq and is a predicted model, not a curated record. NCBI's taxonomy places the organism in Eukaryota, Fungi, Basidiomycota, Agaricomycetes, Boletales, Suillaceae. The transcript is spliced from 9 exons.
AUGAGUGGUGACGAAAAUAAUCCCCAUUCUGGCGAUUCUUCGCGCAAACGUAGUGGUUCGGCACUUCACAUGGGCCCACGUAAAAAAGCUGCCUCAUCAAACCCCCUCGUUCUCCAUGGGCGACACUUUGGUCGGAUGGUAUUUGCACUAUGCAAUUAUCCUUCUCUCCUGACUGGAGGCAUUCUUCGACUCGAAGAAUUGCAGGAUUCUUCAAUAGAAGAUUAUCCAGCCGAGGUAUUUGUGGAGCUUGUAGACUCCUAUCCUAGUCUUCUAGAACGUCUCACAAUCGGCGAGGAGGAGGAUGUUAUCCAUGUCGGAGAACUGAUUGGCAAAGGAGCCUCCAGUGCGCGAGGUGACGACACGAAGACCCUCAAAUCUGCUGUCCUCGAAUGGCUUAUGCCCAGAGGACAGCCACUCAUACCGCCCCUCUCGCGAAAUGUCAAAUCUGACCACGGUUUCAAUCAUGAAGUGACCGGUGCGUUGCUCUGCCCCGCAGGCCUUGACUGGUCAAAUGCCGAAACUAAGGCGAGUCUUAAAAGCGGCGAAACAGCGGUCCGUGGCGACCAGUGGCCUAUGUUUCUAUAUGCUAGGUAUGUCUAUGAUCCUGAAACUCCAUGGCAGGGUCUAUUGAGGAGCGACAUACUUAUCUAUGGUUUCAAACAUGUGUUUACCUCUCCGAGUUCCAUGGAAAAGGAACCGAAAGCUACGCGCUCCGGUAACGCAUACCUCCAUGGGAUGAAAUCCGUGACGAAAGGAUCCCUGGCUUACAUUGCCACACAGGUUCGGUUUUCAUUGAGUUCUUCGUCUGUAUUUUCCCGCACGGACACUGUUACGGACUCGGAAAACUUUUAUCACAGCAUUCUCGACCUGUUGGAGGAUCCAGACGAAAAUGAGGAAGUAGCUGACCUCAUGACUUGGUGGACACGUCGCAUUUUCCCUAAUUCCUCCUCUUCACACGCGCUAUCCAAAAUUCGGGAGAAACGCGCUGCCCUUCGAGCACUGGCCAAUGCUAGCGCUAAUUAA